Molecule: messenger RNA, 1022 nt
Organism: Puntigrus tetrazona (Sumatra barb)
Lineage: Eukaryota; Metazoa; Chordata; Actinopteri; Cypriniformes; Cyprinidae
Gene: snrpb2
Product: small nuclear ribonucleoprotein polypeptide B2
Exons: 7
Coding region: 115-774 (219 amino acids)
Biological process (GO): mRNA splicing, via spliceosome
Cellular component (GO): U1 snRNP
Molecular function (GO): U1 snRNA binding
Source: RefSeq, a predicted model, not a curated record
GGUGGCGCAACUAACGCGACUGUUUCACAACAAGAAACCACCGGAGGAAGAAACGAAGCGGCGGUUUCCGCUUAAACUCAGAAGUGUGUGUGGGUUUACCUCAAGUUAUUAAUCAUGGACAUACGACCGAAUCACACCAUCUAUAUCAACAACGUGAACGAUAAGAUCAAGAAGGAAGAGCUGAAGAGGUCCCUGUACGCCUUAUUCUCCCAGUUCGGCCAGAUCCUGGACAUUGUCGCGCUGAAGACCACAAAGAUGAGGGGUCAGGCGUUUGUUAUCUUCAAAGAGCUUUCUGCGGCCACCAAUGCCCUCAGACAGCUCCAGGGAUUUCCUUUCUACAAUAAACCCAUGCGAAUCCAGUAUGCGAAAACGGACUCGGACCUGAUCUCAAAGAUGAGAGGCACGUAUGGAGAUAAAGAAAAGAAGAAAGAGAAGAAAAAGAAAGCUCUGGAACAGGCUGCCAGUGUCAACAAGAAACCAGCGGGAGCUAUAAACACACAACCUCCUCCGCCUGCCACAGUCCAGGUCCCUGACAACCCACCAAACUAUAUUCUGUUCCUGAAUAAUCUCCCAGAAGAAACCAAUGAGAUGAUGCUCUCCAUGUUAUUCAACCAGUUUCCAGGGUUUAAAGAAGUGCGCCUGGUCCCUGGAAAGCAUGACAUUGCGUUUGUGGAGUUUGAGAGCGAGGCUCAAGCCGGGGUUGCGAAGGACGCGCUGCAGGGGUUCAGAAUCACAGCCACGUGUGCCAUGAAAAUCACGUAUGCCAAAAAGUGACCCGGCUCGCGCUUACUGGACUGUAACUGAGGCUUUUCAGCGGACCCUCGCUUCUGAUUUGUGUUUUUGGCUUAACACUCAAACACACUUUCUUCUUUUUUUUUUUUUUUUUUUAACUUGUUUGUUCAGUGACUGUCGCUUAGUGUCGUUGUGUUUUUGUACAGGAAUUGUUUGGUCACUGAAGACCUCGUGAUAUUCCAGGACAGACGUUUAUUUUGUACUGUGGAUUAAUAAAAUUAGCAACUAAA